Anopheles bellator is the source of this 708-nucleotide messenger RNA. RefSeq lists its product as uncharacterized. Bases 1 to 708 code for a protein of 235 amino acids. The record is from RefSeq and is a predicted model, not a curated record. NCBI's taxonomy places the organism in Eukaryota, Metazoa, Arthropoda, Insecta, Diptera, Culicidae. The transcript is spliced from 2 exons.
AUGGCACCAUGUUCAACGGCACGGGCACUACGCUUUUGGCCCACCAGCCUACUACUACUGUUGGUGACUGUGGCCAGCUGGCAGCUGUCAGUCGCAGCACCGGGUGCUUUACGCCGCACCAGAUAUCCAAGCAGGCGUUUUCUGCAGUCCGAUGACAGCAUCUCCGGUUACUAUGGUGCCCGCGAGAACUACAACACGGCCGAGUACGGUCAAGAAGUUGGUGAAACGGAUUUCCACGGCGAUCACGACGACUCGGUCGAAAUCGAGUUCGAAGAUGAUGACCACAACGAACAAGAGGAGCUGACGGGAGCGAGCCUCUCGGAAGAAUCGACGGACGACGACGAGAAUGGGGAAGACCACCAGGCCAACUUGAUCGCGCAGCUUACCGCCCUGACACACGCUGACAAGUCGCCAAGGACCAAGCACAAGGGCCGCAGCGUGGUGCCACCGGUGACGAUCGCCGUGCCGUAUCCGGUGCAGGUGGAGCGUAAGGUGCCAGUGUUUAUCGAGACGAAGGUACCGGUGUACGUGGAGAAGAAGGUGGAGGUUCCGGUCCAGUACCAGGUGCCGGUGUAUCACCGCGAGGUGAUCCACGUUCCGAAGCCGGUCGUCUUUAACGUCGAUCGACCGUAUCCGGUGUACGUGCCGCGUACCGUCUUCAAGUACGCUCCGGUCAAGGUUCGGAUCCGUUCCCGGACUCGCUACUAG